UUUUGUUUUUUGUAUUUAUUAUCUCUCCAGCUUCUCUCUCUCUGUUGUUAGAGUCCAAUGCAUCGAUUAAUAAUUAGUUUCUAAAGUCACAUUGCAGUAUUAAGCAGGAUAAAUUUGUAAGGCAAAGAUAAUAAGAUAGUCUUAUCCGGAGAGCAUAGAGUGGGUGUCUCAGCAGCUGCCCACUUUUUAUUGUGCUUAUGAGUCAAUCAUUGGCAGCAGUGUGAUUUGUUCUAUGAAUAUGUGUAUUAACGCCCUCUUCUGAGCACAGGUUUUGUGCCUGCCCUUCUUCCUCCUGCUGUGUCACUGGAGCUUAGCCUUCAGGCAGUCCGACUGCUCUGGGCUGUGGUUCUGCAAUGGCUCCUGCAGGGCUGCCCAGCCUGCUCCCCCUAUGUGCAUGUCUGUUGCUCACACCUGGCUGGCCGAGGCAGGCAAGCUGCUGGUGGUGCCCAUGGAUGGGAGCCACUGGUUCACCAUGCGGUCGGUUGUGGAGAGACUCAUCCAGAAAGGACAUGAGGUGGUUGUGGUCAUGCCAGAUAUGAGUUGGCAGCUGGGACAAUCUUUGAAUUGCACAGUGAAGACUUUUAAAACUUCUUACUCCCUGGAGGAUUUGGACCGUGAGUUCUUGGUUUUUGUCAAUGAUCAAUGGAACAGUCAAGAGCAAAGUUUCUUUAAUGCAUUGAGUAUCUCAACCAGUGCUUUUCUUGAGUUACUUUUUUCACACUGCAGGAGUUUGUUUAAUGACCGAAAAUUAGUAGAAUACUUAAGAGAAAGCUCUUUUGAUGCUGUAUUUCUGGAUCCUUUUGAUAUGUGUGGCUUAAUAGUUGCCAAGUACUUUUCACUCCCCUCUGUGAUCUUCAGCAGGGGGAUAUUUUGCCAUUAUCUUGAAGACGGUGCUCAAGUCCCUGUUCCUCUUUCUUAUAUUCCCAGAAUUUUCUCAGGGUUAUCCGACGCCAUGAUUUUCAAGGAGAGAGUAUGGAACCAUAUGCUUUACUUGAGGGACUGUUUAUUUUGCCCCCCUUUAAGGAAAACGGCCUUAGAAAUUGCCUCUGAAAUCCUGCAGACACCUGUUACAGCAUAUGAUCUGUACAGCCACACAUCAGUCUGGUUGCUGCGAACUGACUUUGUUUUGGAAUCUCCCAGACCCCUGAUGCCCAACAUGAUCUUCAUUGGGGGCAUCAACUGCUACCAGGGAAAGCCACUGCCUGAGGUGAGUUGUCUCUCCUUUAGCAGAAUAGGCUUACCUGGCUUUGGACUUGAAGUAAAAAGUAAAAGAUUCCUUACUUAG
Messenger RNA from Otolemur garnettii (small-eared galago), 1285 nucleotides. RefSeq names its product UDP-glucuronosyltransferase 1-10-like. The record is from RefSeq and is a predicted model, not a curated record. Lineage: Eukaryota; Metazoa; Chordata; Mammalia; Primates; Galagidae. Gene Ontology annotation, molecular function: UDP-glycosyltransferase activity.